This is a messenger RNA of Gongylonema pulchrum, 549 nucleotides long. NCBI's taxonomy places the organism in Eukaryota, Metazoa, Nematoda, Chromadorea, Rhabditida, Gongylonematidae. The record is from the annotation of a GenBank genome assembly.
AUGUUGAAAAGUGGUUUGAGUUUGGACGAUACGGAUGAUCCCGAAGAAAGAAAAAUCAACCAAGAGAUUGCCGAUUGGGAUGAAAAAUUACGCGAAUUUUUUGAAAGACGCAUUCGAGAUGAGCGAGAAUUGUCGAACUAUAUUGAAAAGCGGUCAGCCUGGUUCGAACUGCUUCGUGCGCAUAUCAGGCAGUUUCCUCAAAGAAAUUCGGAGACGGCUAGAAAUGUUGCUCGUGAAAAAGUCCUUGUGGAGCGUGCCGAACGAAUUUACGAAGACGAUUUCUUGUCGUUUUUUGAUGAUCCUUACGAUGCUGGAGUUGGCACUUCGGACUGUAGCCAUUCGACAGAUCAGAGCGAAAGUGAUGAGGGCCGCCAGAAAUUGCCGAAAAGGAAUCGCACUUUCAAUGGUGUAGGUGAACACAGAAAAGGUGGAUCUGUAAGAAGACAUACAACAGAACCGAAAAUGAGUGAAGGUAGAUGCUGUGCAGAGGAACAAGAUUCGGCUGUGGAAGAUGAAGAAAUUAGAAAACUACCGGUUAGUUUUUACUGA